CCACGUGACCCGAGCUGUCUCGCUGGGUUUGGGGGUCUGCUGCCCGGAGGGUGUUUGCGCAGGUGAGCUGGACGCGCUGGUGAAGGCUGUCUCAGGCCCGAGGGCCUCCAGAGGAGCGGGCUCCUUCAGGGCGGCCGGGGCCGACUAUCAAGCCUCCAGGACUGUGUAUGGGCCAACAGGCUUUCACCAUGAAGACGAGGAAGCCUCUCUGUGCCCACUCUCUGGUUGGGGUCUGCAUCCUCAUCUGCUUUAUAACCGCUAUCAUUCUGGGUCAUGUCAUGCUCCAUGACUUAAUGAUGCUUCCCCAAGACUUUCCUGCGUCCUCUUCAGGACUGGAAGAUACUUUUAGGCCUCAACAUUGGAAGGGUUACGGGCCACGGCCCCAGCACACCCAGGAGCACCCUGUGCAGCCUGCAGCAGUGCCCACGAAGUGUGAUGUGCCUCCCAACAGCCGCUUUGACUGUGCUCCAGACAAGGGCAUCUCCCGGGAGGAGUGUGAGGCCCGUGGCUGCUGCUAUGUCCCAGCCGGGCAAGUGCUAAAGGCGCCGCUGAUGGGGCAGCCCUGGUGUUUCUUCCCUCCCAGUUACCCAAGCUACAGGCUAGAGAAUUUGAACUCUACAGAGACGGGGUACACAGCCACCCUGACCCGUACCAGCCCGACCUUCUUCCCAAAGGAUGUGCUGAGCUUACAGCUGGAUGUGCUGAUGGAGACCGAGAGCCGCCUCCACUUCAUGAUCAAAGACCCCGCUAAUAAGCGCUACGAAGUGCCCAUGGAGACCCCGCGUGUCCUGAGCCAGGCACUGUCCCCCCUCUAUACUGUGGAGUUCUCAGAGGAGCCCUUCGGAGUGAUUGUCCGCAGGAAGCUGAAUGGCCGGGUGCUGCUGAACACUACUGUGGCCCCCCUGUUCUUCGCUGACCAGUUUCUGCAGCUGUCCACGUCAUUGCCCUCCCAGCACAUCACAGGCCUCGCUGAGCACCUCAGCCCACUCAUGCUCAGCACCGAAUGGACGCGGGUCACCCUCUGGAACCGGGACCUGGCACCCUUGCCAGGUGCCAACCUCUACGGGUCACACCCAUUCUACCUGGCACUGGAGGACGGUGGCUUGGCUCAUGGUGUCUUCCUGCUGAACAGCAAUGCCAUGGAUGUGGUCCUGCAGCCCAGCCCGGCCCUAACCUGGAGGUCAACAGGUGGGAUCUUGGAUGUGUACGUGUUCCUAGGCCCAGAGCCCAAGAGCGUUGUGCAGCAGUACCAGGAUGUUGUGGGUUACCCCUUCAUGCCGCCGUACUGGGGCCUGGGUUUCCACCUCUGCCGCUGGGGCUACUCCUCCACUGCCAUCAUCCGUGAGGUGGUGGAGAACAUGACGAGAGCACACUUCCCCCUGGAUGUGCAGUGGAACGACCUGGACUACAUGGACGCCCGCAGGGACUUCACCUUCAACCAGGAUGGCUUUGCAGACUUCCCAGACAUGGUGCGGGAGCUCCACCAGGGUGGCCGGCGGUACAUGAUGAUCGUGGACCCUGCCAUCAGCAGUUCAGGCCCUCCUGGGAGUUACCGGCCCUAUGACGAGGGUCUUCGGAGGGGCGUGUUCAUCACCAAUGAGACUGGGCAGCCACUGAUUGGGAAGGUAUGGCCUGGAUCCACCGCCUUCCCCGAUUUCACCAACCCUGAGACCCUUGACUGGUGGCAGGACAUGGUCUCUGAGUUCCAUGCCCAGGUGCCCUUUGAUGGAAUGUGGAUUGACAUGAACGAACCAUCCAACUUCAUUAGAGGCUCUCAGCAGGGCUGCCCUGACAAUGAACUGGAGAACCCACCCUAUGUGCCCGGGGUGGUUGGCGGGACCUUGCAGGCAGCUACGAUCUGUGCCUCGAGCCGCCAGUUCCUCUCCACACACUACAACCUCCACAACCUGUACGGCUUGACGGAAGCCAUCGCCUCCAACAGGGCCCUAGUGAAGACCCGGGGGACACGACCCUUUGUGAUCUCCCGCUCAACCUUCGCUGGCCAUGGCCGAUAUGCUGGCCACUGGACGGGGGAUGUGUGGAGCACCUGGGAGCAUCUUUCCAACUCUGUGCCAGAAAUCCUGCAGUUUAACCUGCUAGGCGUGCCCCUGGUGGGGGCGGACAUCUGCGGCUUCCUGGGGAACACAUCAGAGGAGCUGUGUGUGCGCUGGACCCAGUUGGGGGCCUUUUACCCCUUCAUGCGGAACCACAACGACCUCAAUAGCAUGCCUCAGGAGCCAUACAGAUUCAGCGAGACCGCACAGCAGGCUAUGAGGAAGGCCUUUACCUUGCGCUACGUGCUUCUGCCCUUCCUGUACACUCUGUUCCAUGGAGCCCACGUCAGAGGGGACACAGUGGCCCGGCCUCUCUUCCUGGAGUUCCCUGAGGAUCCCAGCACUUGGUCUGUGGACCGCCAGCUCUUGUGGGGGUCAGCUCUGCUCAUCACACCUGUGCUUGAGCCUGGGAAAACUGAAGUGACUGGCUACUUCCCUGAGGGCGUGUGGUACAACCUGCAGAUGGUGCCAGUGGAGGUUCUCGGCAGCCUCCCAUCUCCUCCACCAUCUCCUCCGUCACCCCCCAGAUCUGCUGUCCACAGCAAGGGGCAGUGGUUGAAGCUCGAAGCCCCACUGGAUACCAUCAAUGUGCACCUGAGGGCAGGAUACAUCCUACCGCUGCAGGGUCCCAGCCUCACAACUACGGAAUCCCGAAAGCAGCCCAUGGCCCUGGUUGUGGCUUUAACAGCAAGCGGCGAGGCCCGUGGAGAGCUGUACUGGGACGAUGGGGAGAGCCUUGGGGUUCUGGAGCAGGGGGCCUAUGCACUGAUCACCUUCUUGGCCAAGAAUAAUACCAUUGUGAAUGAGUUAGUGCACAUGACCAAGGCGGGGACUGACCUACAGCUGAAGGAGGUGGCCAUCUUGGGAGUGACCACAGCCCCUACACAAGUCCUUUCCAAUGGUGUCCCUGUCUCUAAUUUCACCUACAGCCCUGACAGCAAGACCCUGGCUAUCCCCGUCUCGCUGCUCAUGGGAGAACAGUUUCAGAUUAAUUGGUCCUAGGAGACCACACCUGUGUUUACUGAGGAUCUGAGUCCUGUGUGUUUUUCCCGCCGUGUUGCUGCUGCUGCCUGUGAGGUACCGUGUUAGGAAAGGAGUGAGGCUUGCUAACCUGUCUGUCCCAGCUGUCCGUUCCUGGCACUAGAUAAUGUGAAGUACAGCAUGGGGAUGUUUUACCUACACCAACAUCAGGCCAUGCGGCCACUGUAACUGGCACCCUACCGAGAGACAGAGUUGGUGAUGUCAUUGGGCUCAAAGAGCUUGAGAAACUUACUGUGAAGUGCACUUAUUUAAAUAAAAAGGGACAUUUGGAA
Microtus oregoni (creeping vole) is the source of this 3367-nucleotide messenger RNA. It is a transcript of the gene Gaa, whose product is annotated as alpha glucosidase. Lineage: Eukaryota; Metazoa; Chordata; Mammalia; Rodentia; Cricetidae. The transcript is spliced from 20 exons. Gene Ontology annotation, cellular component: lysosomal membrane. The coding region runs from base 168 to 3056 and encodes 962 amino acids. Gene Ontology annotation, biological process: lysosome organization; glycogen catabolic process. Gene Ontology annotation, molecular function: alpha-1,4-glucosidase activity; carbohydrate binding. The record is from RefSeq and is a predicted model, not a curated record.